CAGCACCGAAGGAUUCGGGCCCCAACACUCAAAGGUCCUCGGGCACUCCUCUAAUCUCAGGCCCCAGCACAAGGAUUCUUGUAGGAGGAGAUGAAGGGUCCCGAGAAAGUGCAUGUUUCGGCGAUGUAUAAAGCCUGUCAACUCGAUUUACUCAACGACUUGCCGUAAAACCUAGCAACUUGAAGCAACUUCCAUCUUGUUUAUCUUCCACAAUGAACGUGAUAUUGUUGCUGUUUACGGUCGCGGCGACCGCAUUGGCCGCUACUCCAGCUGAUUGGCGCUCCCGUUCCAUAUAUUUCCUGCUGACCGAUCGAUUCGCUCGUACAGACAAUUCCACCACUGCUACUUGCGAUACACGAGUUGGGAAAUACUGCGGUGGGACAUGGCGCGGCAUCAUCAAUCAGCUCGACUACAUCCAGGGAAUGGGCUUCUCAGCCAUUUGGAUUACCCCCGUCACAGCGCAGCUUCCACAAGACACUCCCUAUGGUCAGGCGUAUCAUGGAUACUGGCAACAGGACGCAUACUCGCUCAAUCCUCACUAUGGGACUGCGGAUGACCUCAAAUCUCUGGCCUCAGCCCUUCACGCGCGGGGCAUGUAUCUCAUGGUCGAUGUCGUCGCCAAUCACAUGGGCUACGAUGGGGCAAGCAACUCAGUCGAUUAUAGCUUUUUCAACCCUUUCAACAAGCAAGAGUACUUCCAUUCCUAUUGUCCCAUCACCGACUAUGACAACCAAACCAAUGUCCAAGACUGCUGGCUGGGAGACAACAAGGUUUCACUACCUGAUCUUGACACAACCCGCAGUGAUGUGCAAGUGAUGUGGUAUGACUGGGUUAAGUCAUUCGUGUCAAACUACUCCAUCGAUGGUCUUCGUAUUGACACCGUCAGACACGUCCAGAAAGAGUUCUGGCCCGGCUACAAUGAAGCCGCGGGCGUCUAUUGCAUCGGAGAAGUUCUCGAUGGAGAUGCUUCGUACACUUGCCCAUACCAAAAGUAUCUUGACGGGGUACUGAACUAUCCUAUGUACUAUCCUCUCCUACGAGCAUUCAAGUCGACCAGCGGUAGCAUGGGCGAUCUAUACCACAUGAUAAACACGGUCAAAGACAAUUGUCCGGACUCUACUCUGUUAGGAACAUUCAUUGAGAAUCACGACAACCCGCGUUUCGCCUCCUACACGAAGGACAUGUCUCUCGCCAAGAACGUGGCCGCAUUCUCCAUCCUCGCUGACGGAAUUCCCAUCAUUUACGCCGGCCAGGAACAGCACUACAGUGGCGGCAGCGACCCUUUCAACCGCGAAGCCACCUGGUUGUCAGGCUAUUCCACCAGCAGCCCACUAUACAAGUUACUUGCGCGGGCCAACAAGAUCCGUAGCCACGCGAUCCGGCAAGAUGCGAAGUAUUUGACUUAUAAGAACUAUCCCAUCUACAGCGACACCACCACUUUAGCCAUGCGAAAGGGGUUCAAUGGCACCCAACUCAUUACGGUGCUCUCCAACUUGGGCAGCGGGGGCAAGGCAUACACCCUCUCCUUGAUGGGAACGGGCUAUCGAGCUGGCACCAGAGUCACCGAGGUUUUUACCUGCACCACCCUGACAGUUAACGCAGAUGGCUCGGUUCCCGUGCCGAUGGCGAGUGGGCUACCGAGGGUGUUGUUCCCUACAGGCAAGUUGAGCGGAAGCGCGAUCUGUAUCUAGGCCCCAUCGAUUACCUCUCUUCCUU
Molecule: messenger RNA, 1716 nt
Organism: Aspergillus saccharolyticus JOP 1030-1
Lineage: Eukaryota; Fungi; Ascomycota; Eurotiomycetes; Eurotiales; Aspergillaceae
Product: alpha-amylase
Exons: 10
Coding region: 213-1691 (492 amino acids)
Biological process (GO): carbohydrate catabolic process
Molecular function (GO): alpha-amylase activity; calcium ion binding
Source: RefSeq, a predicted model, not a curated record